CGACUUUGUUUGGGUUGUCAUUCUGUGACCAUCUGUGUGAAACAAAGUGCGGUGCGGUAUUUUUAUCAUCGAGAAAACGGUAGUGUAGUGAGCAAUAAAAAUGUCCGAAGAAGAUGGAAAAUUCGACAGCAUCCUGUUUGGUAUGGCCGCCCAACACACCGAAGGCGUGCCGGAGAUGCUGGGCACGAUUGCGAGUUUUCUGAACCGAAAGACCGACUUCUUUGUCGGCGGUAACGAGGGAGACUGGGAGAAGCUCACGCUGAAAAUAUUCCGUGCGGAAGCCAAAAAGGCACAGGAGGUGGCCGAUAAGAAGCGAAAGGAACGCGAGGCUGGGGAGAAGCGUCGGCAAGAAGUGUUGCGCAAAAAGCGUGAAGAAGAGGAGGCACAGAAAAAGUCGGCCAGCGUUACCGAACUGACCGACGAGGAGGCUGAGAAGCUGCAAAAAGAACUGGACGCCAAAAAGAACAAAGAGAAGGAAUCGGAAGCGAAAAAGGAAACAAAAGAUGGUGAAAAGAACGCGAACAGUGAUAAUGAAGACGUAGAACCGGGAGAUGAAGGUAAGCUAAAACCAAACCGAGGAAACGGAUGUGACCUGGAUAGGUACGGAUGGACGCAAACACUGCAAGAGAUAGAGCUGAAGGUGCCAUUCGAUGUAAAGUUUACACUGAAAGCAAAAGACGUGGUGGUUAAUAUGCAACGAAAGUCGCUAAAGGUGGGCCUCAAAGGCCACCCGCCAGUGAUCGACGGUGAACUGCACUGUGAGAUCAAAAUCGAAGACUCCCUGUGGCAUUUGGACAAGAACACGGUAGUAAUCACGUUCGAAAAAAUCAACCAGAUGAACUGGUGGGAUCGGCUGGUCGCAACCGAUCCGCCCAUCAACACCCGGAAGAUUAAUCCCGAGUCGUCGAAGUUGUCCGACCUGGACUCGUCAACUCGCAGUAUGGUCGAGAAAAUGAUGUACGACCAGAAGCAGAAAGAGUUGGGUCUACCGACGAGUGACGAGCAGAAGAAGCAGGAUGUAUUGAAGAAGUUUAUGGAGCAACAUCCAGAGAUGGACUUUUCGAAUUGUAAAUUUAACUAAGGUACAAAUAUUGGGCAGUCUGCCGGUGUGUUCAGAUUAACCGGCCCGUGUUCCAUGAAACUUUGUAUGCAUUCGCAACGUAGAGUUUAAUGAGUAUCUGGUGUCUAGUGACCGCUAUCGCGGAUAAAGGAGCGUUCUGCAUCUCGGCGAGCAAAUGGAAUGUGGUCGAGUGUGACGAAGAGACGUCUCUAACUGCUGAGCAGGGGUCCAGGUGGCCGGUUGCUAAUAGUAUUACUGGAUAUAUAUUGUAACAUUACCAAACAAGAAACUUUGAAGAGUCUUUUG
Anopheles bellator is the source of this 1366-nucleotide messenger RNA. It is a transcript of the gene nudC, whose product is annotated as nuclear migration protein nudC. The record is from RefSeq and is a predicted model, not a curated record. Gene Ontology annotation, cellular component: cytoplasm. Gene Ontology annotation, biological process: protein folding. Lineage: Eukaryota; Metazoa; Arthropoda; Insecta; Diptera; Culicidae. Bases 101 to 1081 code for a protein of 326 amino acids. The transcript is spliced from 5 exons.